AUGGCCUACGUGUUAACUGAAACCGCUGCUGGUUAUGCCUUGUUGAAGGCCUCUGACAAAAAGAUUUACAAGUCUUCCAGUCUAGUGCAAGACCUAAAGAGCUCUGAAAAUGUGCUAAAGCAGUUCAAGGUGGCCGCCUUCUCGAAGUUUGCCUCUGCAGCAAAUGCUUUGGAGGAGGCAAACUCUGUGAUCGAGGGUAAGGUCUCUUCUCAGCUUGAGAAGCUUUUGGCCGAGGCUAAGUCGGAUAAAAAGUCGACCUUGGUUGUGUCGGAGACCAAGCUUGCCAACGCGAUCAACAAGCUGGGGUUGAACUUCAACGUUGUAUGCGAUGCAGUGACUCUUGACAUCUACCGUGCGGUGAAGGAGUAUCUUCCUGAAUUGUUGCCAGGUAUGACGGAUGGCGAUCUGUCUAAGAUGUCGCUAGGUUUGGCCCACUCCAUCGGCCGUCACAAGUUGAAGUUUUCGGCUGACAAGGUGGAUGUGAUGAUCAUUCAGGCAAUUGCUCUUCUUGAUGACCUGGACAAGGAGUUGAACACCUACGCCAUGAGAUGCAAGGAGUGGUACGGGUGGCACUUCCCAGAGUUGGCCAAGAUUGUGACUGAUUCUGUCGCAUUUGCUAGAAUUAUCUUGACCAUGGGUGUCAGAUCCAACGCUGCCGAGACUGAUAUGUCGGAGAUCUUGCCCGAGGAGAUUGAAGAGCGUGUCAAGUCCGCUGCUGAAGUUUCUAUGGGUACCGAGAUCACUCAGGUGGACUUGGACAACAUCAAGAGUCUUGCGGAACAGAUUGUAGAGUUUGCCGCAUACAGAGAGCAGCUCUCUAACUACCUGUCGUCCAGAAUGAAGGCCAUCGCACCAAAUUUGACCCAACUGGUUGGUGAGCUUGUGGGCGCUAGAUUGAUUGCUCACGCGGGUUCCCUUGUGUCUCUUGCCAAGGCGCCUGCAUCCACCAUUCAAAUCUUGGGCGCGGAGAAGGCAUUGUUCAGAGCGCUAAAGACGAAGCACGAUACACCAAAAUACGGUCUCCUAUACCACGCCUCCUUGGUCGGUCAGGCCACUGGCAAAAACAAGGGUAAAAUCGCUAGAGUGUUGGCAGCCAAGGCUGCUGUUUCCCUGCGGUACGACGCAUUGGCUGAGGAUAGAGAUGACUCUGGUGACAUUGGUUUGGAGGCCAGAGCUAAGGUUGAGAGUAGACUAUCCCAGCUGGAGGGCAGAGAUCUAAGAACUACACCAAAGGUCUCUCGCGACGCGAAGAAGAUCGAAAUCUCGGAAGCUCGUGCUUACAACGCGGAUGCGGAUGCUGCCACUGCUCCUGCUGACUCUACACCUGCUGACUCUGACGACGAAGAGGAAGAGGAGAAGAAGGUAAAGAAGGACAAGAAGGACAAGAAGAGAAAGAGAGAAGAAGACGCCGAGGAAGAGGACUCCAAGAAGUCGAAGAAGGAGAAGAAGGAGAAGAAGGAGAAGAAAGAGAAGAAGGAGAAGAAAGAGAAGAAGGAGAAGAAAGAGAAGAAGGAGAAGAAGGAAAAGAAGGAAAAGAAAUGA
Eremothecium gossypii ATCC 10895 is the source of this 1542-nucleotide messenger RNA. RefSeq names its product RNA-processing protein NOP58 (gene NOP58). Bases 1 to 1542 code for a protein of 513 amino acids. Gene Ontology annotation, molecular function: snoRNA binding. Gene Ontology annotation, cellular component: small-subunit processome; box C/D methylation guide snoRNP complex. The record is from RefSeq and is marked provisional. Lineage: Eukaryota; Fungi; Ascomycota; Saccharomycetes; Saccharomycetales; Saccharomycetaceae. The transcript has a single exon.